GCAGUUGCGUCGACAGCGUACAGCAAGCAGCGUCUAUAAAUACGUCGGUCUUUAAGAAGUCGUUUUCCAGAUAUUAACGCGAGUGAAAAUAAUUAAAGAUGUGGACAAUAAUCGCGGGGGUGCUCGUCGUGCUCCUGACAUGCUACUACUACUUGAAGGACUAUGACUACUUCGAGAAGCGAGGGAUACCUUAUUCAAAACCCACUCCCUUUUUGGGAAGCAUGUGGCGUACGUUACUGAUGCGAAUGACCUUCGCAGAGGCGGUUCGCAAAAUGUACAAUGAAAACCGCGAAGCGAAGUACCUCGGCUUCUUCGAGUUCAUGACCCCUGUGGUGAUGAUCCGUGACCUAGAACUGAUCAGAGCCGUGACCAUCAAGAACUUCGAGGCCUUCCCCGACCACAGAUCCUUCGCCGACGACGAGAUCGACCCCAUGUUCAGCAGGAACCUAUUCAACCUGCGCGGAGACCGAUGGAAGGACGUUCGAACGACCUUGAGCCCUGCGUUCACCUCCAGCAAGAUGAAGGCCAUGUUCGUCCUCAUGAAAGAGUGCGCCAAACGGUACGGGGAGAACCUAGCCUCCCUACCGGCCGAUAAGAACACCAUAGAGCUGAAGGAUGCCUUCACCAGGUACACCAACGACGUCAUCGCCACGUGCGCUUUCGGAAUCAACGUGGACUCCAUGACGGAUCGCACGAACAAGUUCUACGUCUACGGUCGUGAAAGUACCAGCUUCGGAAGGUGGCAGUCCUUCAAAUUCUUCCUGAUUCGCUGCUUCCCUAAACUGUGCAGCACGCUGAACAUAAAGAUCGUGAAGACGGAGAUCGCGGACUUUUUCAAGGAGCUGGUCGCGGAGACUAUUAAAACUAGGGACGAGAAGGGCAUCGUGCGACCCGACAUGAUUCAGCUGAUGAUGGAGACCAGAGGCAAGUUGGGACCCGGCAAGGAGCUCACCAUCGAGGAUAUGACUGCUCAAGCAUUCAUCUUCUUCUUCGGAGGCUUUGAGAGCACAUCGACCCUCAUGUGCUUCGCGGCCUACGAGGUGGGAGUCAACGACGAGGUCCAGAAGAGGUUACAAGAUGAAAUCGACGAAGUUCUAAAUAAUGCUAAUGGAGAUGUCACCUACGAGGCGAUAAAUAACAUGAAGUAUCUGGACGCUAUCAUCAACGAGGCCCUCAGGAUGUACCCGGUCGUGGUGGGCACAGAUAGAAUCUGCGCAAAGAACUAUGAACUACCGCCAGCGCUGCCUGGUGCUAAACCACACGUGGUGCAGAAGGGGCAGUACGUUUGGAUACCGAUUUACGGAGUGCAACACGAUCCCGAAUACUUCCCUGAACCGGAGAAGUUCAAUCCGGAGCGGUUCUAUGAUGACCCUAAACAGAUACUCAACUCUGGAUCGUUUUUGAGCUUUGGACUGGGACCACGGAUGUGUAUUGGUAAUAGGUUCGCGCUUUUGGAGGCUAAGACCUUGCUCUUCUACAUUUUUGCUAACUGCACUUUGAAGCCUUGCUCGAAGACCGUCAUACCGAUGAAGCUGAGCAAGAAGGGAUUCGCCAUGACGGCAGAAGGUGGAUUCUGGUUCACCAUCGAACAGAGGAAGAAGGCGGAACGUGUGUAUGUUAACACUGGUUCAUCAGCACAACGUGUAUGAUUGACAUAUAUUUGGAGAUUGCGUUUGAAGAUAAGUCUGAUUAUGAAUAGAAUAUGAAAUUUAGGAAAUGGCAGUGUCUGCGAUAAAUAACGUGAUAUUUGAAGAUUUUUCAGUUUGUAAUACCAUUUUUAUCUUGAGCAUUUUUUUAUGUUAAUUUCACUCUUUUUUCUGUGUAAGAUCUUUCAUGCUAAUUUUGUAUUGCCAGGUGUUUGUAAUUUUGUAUAUUUGGAAUGGUAGAAUAAAUUCGUCUGAAUUUAUAAAAUAGCGGCUUAACUGCAAAUAAACAAGUGUUGCGCAGUUAUAGUGAUUGCCACGGGCAAUUUGUUCUAAUGAAGGUCAAUGUUAGGUUAGACUUCGAGCUAUUACAGCAAUAGUCUAGAAUUCUUUUCAACGGGCAACGAUGCGAAAUUUUAAUCGUGUGAACAGCUCAGUGAAUGGCGCCCAAAAACAGGUGUAAUUGAGUGAAGUAUUAAUUAGAGCGCAAUUCGAAAAUUUUGUUAUGCUUCGUUUGGUGAAGUUUGGUGUGUGAUUUCUUUCGCUUUGUACUUGUUUAACACGUCGUUAGCAUCAAAUAAAAAUGUUUGCAAUGAA
Messenger RNA from Megachile rotundata (alfalfa leafcutting bee), 2240 nucleotides. Its product is annotated as cytochrome P450 9e2 pseudogene. Lineage: Eukaryota; Metazoa; Arthropoda; Insecta; Hymenoptera; Megachilidae. The record is from RefSeq and is a predicted model, not a curated record.